CUUCUCGCGACACCACGACCACAGAAAACGGUGCUUCGAAAUUCCUUGGAAAUAAUACUGCUCACAUUGUUGCUCGCGUCACCAGUCAUUGAUAUAAAACAGCGGCGUGAAGCAGACGGAAACUUCAGAUCCGUUCGCUCGUCUGAGGCUGAAGUACGAUUAAGGUACCAGAGUCUUUUAUUCAAGCGAAUUCUUCAGACUUUCAAGUCCACAAUCGUAGGGAGAAUGUCCUUGUCUGGCUGGGUGUGUUUGGUGACGGGGGCCUCCAGAGGCAUCGGCCAGGGAAUAGCCCUCCAGCUGUCCGAGGCAGGAGCCACUGUUUACAUCACAGGGCGCGAGGAGACCACUCUGAAACAAGCCGCUGCCCAGGUGAAGGAGAGGGGUGGAAAGUGUGUCCCGGUUAUCUGCGAUUCCACAAAAGAUAAAGACAUCGAAGACUUGUUUGAACAGAUCAAGCGCGAGCAAAAUGGCCGACUGGACCUGCUGGUGAACAACGCGUAUGCUGGAGUCCAGGCCAUCUUUGACAAUAUGGGGAUCAAGUUCUGGGAAAUCGAUCCGUCCAUUUGGGAUUCCAUCAACAACACAGGCCUCAGGGGCCACUAUUUCUUCUCCGUUCACGCGUCCCGGAUGAUGGUGGCUCAAGGUCGGGGUCUGAUAGUCACGAUUUCGUCCAUGGGGGGUCUGCGGUAUCUCUUCAACGUGCCAUAUGGCGUUGGCAAGGCGGCAUGUGACAGGCUGGCAGCAGACAUGGCGUUGGAGCUUAAAGGAAGGGGCGUGGCUUCUGUGAGUCUGUGGCCUGGAGCGGUAAAAACAGAGCUGGUGUCUCAGUUUGUCUUAGACAAAGAAUCAACACAAAGUGGCGAUGACAAGUUCAAAGAAGUCUUUGCCAAUGGGGAAUCCACAGAAGUGAGUGGGAUGUGCAUCGUCAACCUGGCAAACGAUAAACAUCUGAUGUCUCUGACUGGGAAGGUGCUCCUGACUUGUGACCUGGCAAGGCGCUAUGGAAUACAAGACAUUGAUGGACGGACCGUAGCUGACUACACGUCUCUGAAAUUCCUCCUGAGCCAGGUGCCGUAUCUCUCCUGGCUGUCAGCGGUGGUCCCUUCGUUCCUACGCCUGCCCCGCUUUGCGCUCACCCUGGCUAGUAACCGCUUCUAAGCAUUUCCCACGUCCGCACCGGAGAGGCAGCAUCGAACCAUAUGUGGACUAAGUGGUCCAUAGUUAAACAUAUAGUCGCCACAUUUGCCAGUAGGUGACAAGCAGCUAUGACUUUCAACUAUAUCUUUUGAAGGAGUAUUAUUGCAUACUGUAUUUUGUAUAAUCCUACUUGUGCCGUUAAAGUUUGAAGUCAACAAAGUGAAGAUACAUUUAACGUUAACAUUGCUGUUAUCUGUGAGUGAAGCCGCACAAUCUGAAUUUAAUUAUAACCAUGUUUUGUAUUUUCUUAAGCAUCUCUUUGCAGAUGAAACUUGUGAUAAACAGUUCAAUGCUUCUGUGUUUUUCACUAAUUUUUAUCUUUGCUAUACAUCUAUUUCACGUCCAACACUACAUCCAUUCUUACGGUAUUCGACCGACUAGGUAAAGAAUGGUUAAAUAAAGAAGUGUUACCUUGCUGCUGUUUUCUCCUUACCUUGUGUAAAAUAAAUGUAAAUGUCCUUAAAACUGAUCAAAACAGAUAUAUUAUCAAAUAAAGGGUUGUAUCUCCUACGGAAAGAUUAUUAUCAACAUCUUGUCUAUUUUAUUAUAUUAUUUAGCACUAACAAUGAAUUAUAAUUGAUACAUGUGACUUACAGUAUGUGUGUAUAUAUUGUAACUGUAUUUUACUUAUAUAUAUAAAUAUGAAUCAGCGGAUUGAUUUCGUCCGUGUUGUUCGUAAUGCAAAGAUCAAAUGUUCUGUUCUUUAAUCAUCUGAACUACUCAUUUUGGCGAUACAUCAAGAAUGAAUUUAUACAAGGCCAUAGCACCAAAUAAAAUUAUUUUUGAUCGUU
Molecule: messenger RNA, 1988 nt
Organism: Pungitius pungitius (ninespine stickleback)
Lineage: Eukaryota; Metazoa; Chordata; Actinopteri; Perciformes; Gasterosteidae
Gene: dhrs1
Product: dehydrogenase/reductase (SDR family) member 1
Exons: 9
Coding region: 226-1158 (310 amino acids)
Source: RefSeq, a predicted model, not a curated record